Hyla sarda is the source of this 616-nucleotide messenger RNA. Its product is annotated as cytochrome c oxidase assembly factor 3 homolog, mitochondrial. The record is from RefSeq and is a predicted model, not a curated record. Lineage: Eukaryota; Metazoa; Chordata; Amphibia; Anura; Hylidae. The transcript has 2 exons. Gene Ontology annotation, biological process: mitochondrial respiratory chain complex IV assembly. Bases 53 to 331 code for a protein of 92 amino acids. Gene Ontology annotation, cellular component: mitochondrial inner membrane.
GCGCGGACCAUUGCCGAUGACGUCAGAGGCCGGCGCGGUUUGACAGCCAGACAUGGCGGAGAACGGAAGCGCGCAGGGGUCAAACUCUAUGGAUGCGAAAUGGAGCAGAGAACAGAUAGAGCUUCAGCGGAGGAGGAACACGGCUUACUGGGCGAAGAACUCCGGGAGGCUGCGGAGUAAGAAUAUAUUCACCGCCCUGGCCAUAGGAGGCGCCGUGCUGAGCAUCUACGGAUACACCUUCUUUUCUGUGUCUCAAGAGAAGUUUCUGGAUGAGCUCGAAGAUGAAGCCAAAGUUGUGCGGGCAAAUUAUCGCAAAACGUCAUCGAACUGACUGGAUGUUACAAUACGGACUGCGCUUUACAAAGGAUCAUGGAUUCUCCUGCCCCCCAAAUAAUACAAAAUAAUCUAAACAGAGAUUUAAUCUACAAAUACAGUAAAUUCCCCUCCGGGAAUAGACACUUCAUCAGAAGAUAACCUCAUUGACAAAUACCUGGCAAUAUAUUGAAUGUUCUGUACCAAACCCUCUGCAGUGUGAAGGCUUCGUAUUGGUGGAUCUUUCGCAUCUUCCAUUUAUGUGAAUUCGUCAUCCUUUUAUUAAUAAAAUGUACAAAGGCUG